AUGGCCCCGAGCAAGAGUCACCCUGCCCGCCACACCGCCGACCGUCACCACCACCACCGCGCGCCGUCGCACAAACGGCACCCCAGCAAGCCCCGGCAGCGCCCGCCGGUGGCCAUAAAGCCCGGCGAUGUCGUCGAGGUAAUCACCAAGCGGCACGGCUUCCAGCUCGCGCUCGUGCGCCGCGUCGGCGUCGACGAAGCGCAUGUCCACUGGGUGCGCAGCUCCGAGAUGGUGGCCCCCGACCAGGUGGUGCUGCGGCACGCUCAGUGCCGUACCGUGUCUCGCGGCAGCAUCGUGAAGCGGCGGAGGCUGUACUUCACCGACGUGGUGGAGCGGGUUCCCGCCUCACAUGUCGUCGGGAGGGGCGUGCUCAACGUAGCGGGGCACAUCGAGUCGUUCACGUGCUCCGAGCUGCUGCCGGCCGCCGAGCCGGCCGAGCUGCGCGCUUGCGUGCCCUGCCGCGCAGAGCAUGAGCGCCACGCCGCCGAGACGGAGCAGUUUGCGCAGCUCAAGCUGAACAGCGCCGACCUGUUCGCCGGCGGCGGGGGCAGCGUGCUCGGCGCCCUGCACGCGGGGUUCAGCGUGCGGCAUGCCGUCGACACCGACGAGACGUGUAUCGCCACGCUUGCUGCCAACGCAACCAUGCGCCACGUCGGCAUGCGGCGCAUGAGCGUCGAGGCGUACGCUGCGCACGUGAAGCGCGACCACCUCGCGCUCGUGUUUGCCGGGCCGCCGUGUCAAGGACACUCUGGCGCCAACCGCUUUCGCGACGUCAACGACCCGCGUAACGCCGAGCUGUGGACCACGCUCGCGGCCAUCGAGCGUAUCCGGCCCGACGUCGCGGUAAUUGAAAACGUCCGUGGAAUCAAGGACGAGCGCGAGGCCCCCGCAGGGACGAUAAACUAUGCCCGCGAGGCGGUCAGGCGGCUCCUGGCGAUGGGGUACCAGGUGCGUCUGGCGCUCCUCGACGCACGAUGCCUUGGCUCCCCGCAGUCCCGCGUACGGCUGUUCAUCCUCGCCGCGCGCCGGGGCGUGCCGCUGCCGUCGUUCCCGGCGCCGAGCCACGCCGCGCGCGUCCCGCAGACACUGCUGCGUAUCGACGGGGUGGACGAGCGCCUCAGUCUCGGGCCAGGAGGCCACGGAGCGCCGCUGCCGCCCAUCACGACGGCGCAGGCCAUCUCCGAUAUGCCGGCAUUCGACAUGUGGCGCCGCCCGCGCGGGUUCACGCGCCCAGUGCCGUAUGCGCGUCCUCCGGCCAACGACUUCCAGCGCCGCAUGCGAGCUAGCGGCGCGCUGCUGGCUGACCACCGUACAGAGCACAUGCGCCCGAUCGUGGCUGCCGUCAGCGGCGGCGCCGACGCCGACGACCACCUGCCUGGUGUGCGCCGUCGCGCGGAUGCACACGGCGCCGUCGGCACCCUGCUCACCUCUGCUCGGCCAGGCGGACGGGGCACCGGGGUCGUCCACCCCGAGCAAGAACGCGUCUUCACCGUCGCGGAGCGCAAGCGCUGUCAGGGCUUCCCUGACAGCUACCGCUUCCUAGGGGGCACGGCGGCUGCCAACAAAAUGAUUGGCAACGCCGUGUGCGUGCAGGUGGCCGAGGCCAUCUGCCGUCAGGUGAAGCACGACGUCUAUUGGGAGCACUGGCGGAGCGCUGGCAAGCCCGACACGAAGACGUUCUGGCGCUCGUGGCGAAAAGCCCACCCCGUCGGUGACGUCUAA
Messenger RNA from Vanrija pseudolonga, 1722 nucleotides. RefSeq names its product DNA (cytosine-5)-methyltransferase 1A (gene MET1A). The transcript is spliced from 9 exons. NCBI's taxonomy places the organism in Eukaryota, Fungi, Basidiomycota, Tremellomycetes, Trichosporonales, Trichosporonaceae. Gene Ontology annotation, biological process: negative regulation of gene expression via chromosomal CpG island methylation. Bases 1 to 1722 code for a protein of 573 amino acids. Gene Ontology annotation, cellular component: nucleus. The record is from RefSeq and is a predicted model, not a curated record. Gene Ontology annotation, molecular function: DNA binding; DNA (cytosine-5-)-methyltransferase activity.